UCUCUCUCUCUCUCUCUCUCUCUCUCUCUCUCUCCAGCCAUGAAGCAGCAGCAUCAGAUGCUCUCCAAGAAAGCCACGUGUAACUCGCACGGGCAGGAUUCUUCAUACUUUCUAGGAUGGCAGGAGUACGAGAAGAACCCCUACGACGAAUCCACCAAUCCUAAUGGAAUUAUACAAAUGGGUCUUGCAGAGAAUCAGUUAUCGUUCGAUCUCAUCGAAUCAUGGCUGGCCCACAACCCCGACACCGUUGGACUGAAACGAGAUGAUGUAUCCGUGUUCCGAGAGCUCGCCUUGUUUCAAGAUUAUCACGGCAUGCCUUGUUUCAAAAAUGCAUUAGCAAAAUUCAUGUCAGAAAUAAGAGGAAACAAAGUAAGGUUUGAUCCAAAGAAUCUAGUUCUAACAGCUGGUGCAACUUCAGCUAAUGAGACUCUCAUGUUUUGCCUUGCCGAACCCGGCGAAGCCUUCCUUCUCCCAAUACCAUACUACCCAGGGUUCGAUAGAGAUCUCAAAUGGCGGACUGGAGUCGAGAUUGUUCCAAUCCAUUGCUCGAGCUCCAAAGGAUUCCAAAUAACCGAAACUGCACUAGAAGAAGCUUAUCGAUGUGCCCAAAAGCGUAAAUUGAAAGUAAAGGGUGUACUAAUCACCAAUCCUUCUAACCCAUUGGGCACAACGACUAGCCGGACCGAGCUUGACCUACUACUUCGGUUCAUCUCAGCUAAAGGAAUCCAUCUAAUAAGCGACGAGAUUUAUUCCGGGACCGUGUUCACAUCGCCGAGCUUCAUUAGCAUUGCUGAGGCUCUAAUGGAGCUAAAAGAUUCUGAGAAGGUCCGCGACCGGGUCCACAUCGUCUAUAGCCUUUCUAAGGAUUUGGGUCUCCCUGGAUUCCGUGUUGGUGCGAUCUAUUCAGACAAUGGUGCUGUUGUAGCGGCUGCGACUAAGAUGUCGAGCUUUGGACUAGUUUCUUCCCAUACUCAGUAUCUACUAUCAGAGCUGCUUUCUGACAAGAAAUUUACAAGCAACUACAUUGCAGAGAACCGCAAGAGGCUCCAAGAAAGGCAUAACAUGCUUGUAACAGGCCUACGGAAUGCCGGCAUCGGCACCUUAACGAGCAAUGCUGGUUUGUUCUGUUGGGUGGAUAUGAGACACCUUCUAUGCUCGAAAACAUUCGAAGGGGAGAUGAAAUUAUGGAAAAAGAUAUUGUUUGAAGUGGGAUUGAAUAUCUCACCAGGCUCUUCAUGUCAUUGCACUGAGCCCGGCUGGUUUCGCAUGUGCUUUGCGAACAUGACUCAAGAAACACUCACUCUAUCCAUGCAACGACUCAGAGCAUUUGUCGACUCCGCCGAUCAGACCCCAACUUGCCGUAAUCUGAUCGGAGGGUCGAAAAAACUAUCGCUAUCGAGUCGGGUUUUCCGUUUACUGUCUUCCAAUCGCGAGGUGGAGCCGGAGCGUUAGAAUUCUAGUGUGAACAGCUGCCAUUCUUU
Molecule: messenger RNA, 1481 nt
Organism: Magnolia sinica
Lineage: Eukaryota; Viridiplantae; Streptophyta; Magnoliopsida; Magnoliales; Magnoliaceae
Product: 1-aminocyclopropane-1-carboxylate synthase 3-like
Exons: 4
Coding region: 40-1452 (470 amino acids)
Biological process (GO): amino acid metabolic process; biosynthetic process
Molecular function (GO): pyridoxal phosphate binding; transaminase activity
Source: RefSeq, a predicted model, not a curated record